AUGGAAGCUAUCAAUGCAACAUUGCGUAGGACGCCGGACAUUGUAAAUUUAAAGUCGUGCACGCUCGCGACAUCGAAAUCGGAUAAAAAUCAAAAGAGCUUCAUAUGUGGGAAGUAUGUGAUCCAGUAUGACGAGGAUUCAAAAGUGCGACUGUUUCUUUCAAAGAAUGGUUCCUGUCUUAGAACCAUUACACUGCCAGGAAGGAUAACAGUAAUCGAGCCAUGGGAAGAUGAAAAAAUCAUCUUCUGCGCCUUCGAGAGUAGAAAAACCGACCACUGUGGGGAAGUGCACCUGCUCUCAUUGAACAAAUCGUUGACGGCGAUCCGAAAAUUCAAAAUAAGCUCCGAAACCGUCACUCACAUUCGCCCCGUUUUCCUUCGCCCAACGCUGUCUCACAAAGCUGCCCUUCAUCCAGAUCUGAUCGACUUCCACGGACUUGCUGUUUUCGCAACCAGUUCUGGAAACAUCCUCUUUGUCGAUUUAAAUAUCGGUGAAGAUCAUCGUAUGUCUCCUGCGCUCACAGACUUGGAAUACCUGGACGUAGACGUCAUUUCAGAAGUAAGAAACGAUCUCUACAAAUCCGACUCCUGCCCAGCUGUCUUCGAGGGAAACCAUCGUAGAUCGCAAGACGCGGCCAUUUCCACACUCACAGUCGCUGUCCAACAGUCACUACUGCUAAUAGGCUACGAGGACGGAGUUGUGAGCUUUUACGCGCUGAAAGAAAUGAGGUCGAUCCACGAGAGUCCAAAUGAAGACGAAGAGUACGGCGUCAUCAAUCGGAUCAUCAUCCAAGAGCCUGGAAACGACCCGAAGAAAGUGUGCUACAUGUGGCAGUGCUCGCAGUUAGACGAGCAGGUGCAGCUAGAGAUGUUUGCGUUGGAAUUUCGAAGGCGGCAUCCGACGAAAAUUGAAGAAAAGGAAAGGAGGAUGUUUUACGAUGAGUUGGUGAGCGUCGGACAUAGAUUCUCGUUUUGGCAACAGGGAAAACUCACAAGCGCCUUUGCCGUCGAAAACUUCCACGAGCAUCCAUCUGAUUCCGAUAGUUGGGAAGAUGCAGAUAUUUAUGCCACUCCCAGCGAGAGCUACGUAUUUUUCGGCGUCGAGGAAGACAAAUUCCGCAUUUACAUGUUCGAGCUCAAUGGAUACUACAACGCGCGCUGUCCUGCGAGUUUGGGAUCAAAGUCGAAAUGGGAUCGUCGAUUCUUUUCAAUUCUCAACAUUUCGGUUGAAAAGCCAGAGGACAUCAGAAUCCAGUCGAAGUUUCUGAAACAUUUCGAGUGCUCCGACCGCGGUGGGCCGCUGAUGAUGACCGAAUGCCACGUGGAGGAUCCGACGGAGCCUGAGAGCAUAACAUUCACACUGGACGCGAUCAUCGACAAUUUCUACGAAGAGAACAUCGUCCAUAGUCGGCAAAACACGGCGCUAAGGCUACUCAAGAAGCUCGGAAACAUGGAGGAGUCGGCUAACGAGGUUCACAAAGAGCUUGAGUUUGCGCGACUGACGCUGAAUCAAGUAAAAAAGAUCAGUGGAGGCUACAAGGAUACGUAUUCGAUAAUGGACGCCAUUACGAACUUGUCUUACGAUGAAAAGGUCGACAGUAUCCUCACCAGCGCGCUGUAUUUUGGUCAUCUUGACGACUUGACUAAAUUCUAUGGCGAAUCUGCAACAGAUAAUGAAAAGUCAAAGGCAUAUCUGUGGGGCAAAGAGAACAUAAAGCGCAUCAAGAAGCGAUUCAACAAGCUCAUCGCGAUACUGUACGUUCCUGUAAUGCGAACUGAGCAACGAUUCAACAGGCGAGAAACUUGGAAGCAGCUAAAAGUUAUCGAGCAGCUUUUCUUCGAUCUUCAUCGAUUCUACUUGACGAUUUCGAACGCUGAAGAUUAUUUGACACGAGGUUGCCAAAUCAAUCAAAAGUAUGCAGAUGUCCUCGCUUUUCUCGUGAAAAGCUCUAUGUUGCCCGAAACUGAGGAUCGCUCCAACUUCGGCUGGAACUACGAAUGCAUCAGGAACAUUUACGGCAGACAUCGAAACGGCAAAGAAGACGCGCUAAUGAUCGAUUUGGUCGUCAAAAUGGUUGAAAAAGUGGCUCAUUGUGAGUUGGAGACUUGGAAUAAAGCGAUGCAGUACCCUCCGCAGUCGCUGAAGUGCAUCAUCGACCUGAUUUUAAACAUUGACGUGCGUCCUGUCAUCACUGGAUCACUUCUGUGCUACGCGAUUCUUGAUAUCCUGCGGACAAAUGAUCUGACCAAGAAUGAAGCGCCGGUGGAAGAUCAAAUCUUUGCGGUGCUCAACGCACUCGGCAUGAAUCGUAAACUCGUCAAAUACAUUCAGGCCUGCUGGUUCUUAGAUAAUGGCUACUACAAAGAGGCCGUGAACUCUUUCAACAGCGGGUUAGCCGAGCCAAUUGUCUUCACUCACCACUGGACGCGCAUUUGCUCGAUUUUGCUCGAAAAUGACCACGUCAAAGAAGCCUUUGCGAUCUCUUCAAUUCACACGCCAGAAUGGAGCUCCUCAGCGGAACUGCUUGAGAUCACCUACCUAAGGAUCGACAUUUACUUGGCGAACAAACUUGUUUUCGAAUGCGUCCGAUGUAUUCAACAAACGAGAGCCGAGGAUCCUUCACUGGACUGGGAAAACGCCUUCAUUUACAUGGUCAAACAUGCCCGAGCACAGGGACUUCUCAGAGAACUAUUCAGCUGCCAGCUCUCUUACGAAGAACAGCAGCUUGUUUUUCAAGGAUCUCCAGAUGAUCAGUCGACUUCUUUGUAUAGAAAGCUUCUCAGCUUUUCAUCGCCGAUGCCAGUAAAGCCUACUCUCAAAGGAACGCCCCACCCGCUCUCAAGAAAAAGACUCCAAACUCCCACCAAGGCAUAUUUCAGCCCCAUGAUGCGCGAUCGAAGAAACUCAUCGAUCUUCCAGGAAAAAGACGACAUCGCACAGGCCCUCUUUUCGUCGCCCAGUGUAUUGCAAAUGAAAAACCUGAUUCAAGAGCCGAAUUCAUACGAGCAACUCACUUUGCCUCCAAAGCCAGUUCAGAGCUCUCUGACCAACUCUCAGAAAUCCGAGCGCGAGGAUCGAGUCCGUCCAAUACGAUUCAAGUCAGAAUCUUCAAUGGAAUGCUCCGGUCUUGAUGUUUCUAUGGCCAGUACGUCUUCUGAAUCAGCUGUCGAAAAAGCAGUUGAAUCAAAUAUCUCGACAGAGGGAACUGACUCUCACCAGUCUGGCUGCAUCUUCCCCGAUUCCCACUCGCAAGAGAAGGCUCCGAUUGAAAUUAUCGACGAAAGCGAAGACGAAGGUGUUCUUCAAACAUCUCUUGACAAGGAGAUUGAUCAGAACAACGCUUCUGUCUACGAUACACCCGAUGUGUCGAUGCUCCGACCUGACAGUGUCAACUCUAACAAAUCUGAAACGGUCGCUGUUCAGGAUGAAUCUUCGAGAAGUUCCAAUGGAACUACUGGUGCUGUAACCAUCGACGUCUCUAGCGUGAACCAGCAUCAAGAAAAGCAAGAAUCGCAAGAAAAAGCUGCUGAGAAUGGCUCGGAAUCGGAAGAAGCCGAAGUGCUGGAUCAAAUUCAAAAGGGUCCGACUGACUCAGAUUUGGAAGAGAAUCCAUCAAUUAUCGCCAUUCCAGAGAUGGUCAAGAACCCGGAUGUCGAAAGAGUCGGAGCAGAAUUACGAAAAGAUACGUCGAUGGAUGGUGAUCGCAUGACUGUUUCUGAUACCGAAAGCAUGGCACAAGAAGAUCAUCUGCUCCUGAGGCGACAUACCGUCCACAUGAGCGCUUCUCAGCCUUUGAAAGUUGUGGAAGAAAUGAAGGAAGACCAAAAUGAGAAAAAGAAAGACGCGGAGGCGGAAAUUGAGAAGGUCGAAGAGGAGGAAGAGCAAACCGGGCCAGUCACACCACCGAACGAUAAGAAAUAUGCAAAUAUGAGCCAAAACUUUGAGCAAGAACUAGCUGAAGUCGUUGAGAAAGAAGUCGAGUCAUUCGAAGUGGUCGGAAAAGAGAAUGAUCGGCCAGACAUCCCUGAAGAAGAGCCUUUCGUCGAGGUUGAAAUGGUUCAAGAGCCGGUGGUGCAACAAGAGCCUGUAAAACAAUCAUCGUGUGACGAGGAUGAAAUCGUACCUGAUAGCGAGAUGCCAGCUUUGGAGCCGGUCUUGGAGAUGCCAGAGGAAGAAACAGUUGCGGAGAAAGAAAGUCACGACUUACCCGCUCCUGACGAAGAAGGAAAAGCGGUUGACGAUGAAGUCGCUGAACUAACUAAAGCCGAUGAAGAUUAUUUCAACCCUGUUGAUCAGCAAUCGGCAUUGACGAAAUCUGAACUUCUUCAGAAACUUAACGAGCUUGAGGACGCUGAACCCGGAGAUCUGCGAAAGCUUCACAAAGUUUUCUUCAACAAGAUGGCAGUCGUUUCGAAAACUACCAGAGCGACGUAUGAGAAGAAAAUCCGAAAACACAUCGAAGACAGGCUGGCCGAAAUCGCUCCUGGAGCAGCUCAAAGUAGCAGAUCAUCAAGCCGUGCAAGCACUAGCUCGAGAAAGCGAGGAACUACUCCAAAGCCCGUCGAAAAGCAAAAGAAGGCUGCGGCGACUCCAAAGAAAUCAAAGUCCUCACCGCCGUCCAGAGUUGACACGCCGCUAAGACGCUCCUCACGAAUCAGAAACAAGUCUGAAUCUGAUAUGUCUGGAAACGAAUCGGAUGCUUCUGUCAGUUCCGUCGGCUCAGCUCGGUCUAACAAGUCGACAAAAUCAACUGGCUCUCGUGCUAGUCGUCGGACUAGAAAGCCUUCUGCUGCGAAAGCACUCACGCUCAAGCCCGUUCCUGAGAACGAAGAGCCUCUCUUUUCCCCUCCACGGGCUCUGAGCAAGAGCCAGCCGAAAGACGGCGACCAAGAAAACGUCGAGCCCAUUCCCUUUUCGUUUUCAACCCCUAGUAAGCGCGGAAGAAAGCGUUCAGUCGAUGAUCUCGAGGAUGCUGCGCAAUCGCCCGCCAAGGCACCUCGAAAAUCAGCCUCGCAACCCGUCACCAGUGAGCUCGUUGCAAAUGAACCUACGACGCCGCUGAGACGAAGCUCAAGGUCCCGACGAGGCUCUUCCCGCUCACAAAACUAA
Molecule: messenger RNA, 5109 nt
Organism: Oikopleura dioica
Lineage: Eukaryota; Metazoa; Chordata; Appendicularia; Copelata; Oikopleuridae
Source: the annotation of a GenBank genome assembly